AUGUACCACUUUUUAAUCGCCCUGACUGCUUUGAUACACAGCCCGUAUCCCAUUGCUGGGAAAACCGUAUCUGGAGUUUUUCAGAGCGGCGCGGCGCGGCAACAGAAUGGCCAAUACAUUGCAAAAUUUCUGUAUCACGGGGAGAACGGCCUGAUGGCGUGCCGGCUGAAGAACGUGGCUCUGGCCUUGGAGAAGGAAGCCAAACUACUGCUGUUCCAGGGGAUGGAGGACUUUGACAAUCUGAGCUGUCUGGAGCGUGUUACUGGAGCCCAGUUCACCAUCACCCUGAGCUCGGAGGAGCACAACCGGACGAUCCCGCGUCAGUCUGUCCCUCAGGCCUGGCACGUGCUGUACGCCGACCGGUACACCUGCGACGAGGACGACCUGGACGGCGCGGUGGAGGACAUCGGGUUUCAGCUCGUCCUGUUAAACCCGGAUUCGGCGGGAAACCCUCUGGACCACUUCAGCGCCGAGGAGGCCGGUCUGCACAGUUUCUACUUCAUGCUGAUCCUGGCCUACUUCGUGGCCUCCUGUAUCUACGUUCAGCCGCUGUGGCAGGCGCUGAAUAAGGGCGGUCCGAUGCACACGGUUCUGAAGGUUCUGUCCGCAGCGCUCGUCCUGCAGGGCAUGUCGGUGUUCUUCAACUACGUCCACAUGGCAAGGUACGCCAGAGACGGUGUGGGUGUUCCGCUCAUGGGCAGUUUAGCAGAAUUCUGUGAUAUGGUAGCUCAGGUACAGAUGCUGUACAUGCUGUUGAGUCUGUGUAUGGGCUGGACGUUGAGUCGUGGCAGGAAGUCCCAGAGUAAACCCCUGCAGUGGGACUCCUCCCCCGCCUCCACUGCCCUCGCACUGGGAGGAGUCAUCACACAGGGGGCGCUGCUGAUCUGGGAACAGUUUGAGGACACGGAGCACCACAGUUACCAUGGUCACCGCAGCAUGGCAGGUCUGCUGCUGAUGGUCCUACGUGUGGCUCUGGCCCUGGUCCUGGCUUCUGUCCUGUACCAGAUCAUCUCAGCAGAGAGGAGCACACUCAAAAGAGACUUCUACCUCAGCUUCACCAAGGGUUGUUUCCUGUGGUUCCUCUGUCACCCUGUGCUGGUCUUCCUCUCAGUCAUAUUUAACGAACAUCAGAAAGAGAAGGUUAUAACCAUCGGGGUGAUCCUGUGCCAGUCCAUUUCAGUGGUCGUGCUCUACCGCCUCUUCUUGUCCCGCAGUCUGUACUGGGAGGUGUCAUCUCUCUCCUCCGUCACACUCCCCUUAACCAUGUCCAGAGGCCCCCGCGGACGUUACUGA
Molecule: messenger RNA, 1293 nt
Organism: Chanos chanos (milkfish)
Lineage: Eukaryota; Metazoa; Chordata; Actinopteri; Gonorynchiformes; Chanidae
Gene: gpr180
Product: G protein-coupled receptor 180
Exons: 9
Coding region: 1-1293 (430 amino acids)
Biological process (GO): response to pheromone; G protein-coupled receptor signaling pathway
Source: RefSeq, a predicted model, not a curated record